AUGGAUGACGCCCUCCGUCACUGGUGGGUGAACUUUGGCCACUCCUUGAUGCCAAAUGACAUGGCUUACAGCCCCGACGAUGAACCCUCUCUCAUACCACACAGUGUGUCUGCUCAGAAACGGUCAGUUACUGCCACCUUGAACCCAGUAAUCAUUCACCACCGGAACCAGAGCAGCAUUUCAUCAGACUCUGACGUGGAGCUGGACUUCAAGCCAAACCGAUGGUCUAAGAGAACCAUCUCAUUAGACAGUACGGGAAAUAGUGUCUCCUCGUCUGUGGCCAGUAGUCCAGCUCCAACAUGUGAAAACUCCAAGGACUUUGCACGGGAAGCUGGUGAUGAUCCUGCAGCAAUUGCUUCAGGGUUGCUGAAGCUACCACCUGAUGUUUUAGAAAUGUUAAAGGGAUGUAGCAGUAAGUCACUAGCAGCCUUGCUGAAUAUGGAUAGAAACUCUUCUGAUUUUGAUGCAAACAUCAGUAACAGUGGCAGCAAAUCUUCGCACACGGGGACAGAAAAUACAGAGAAUGCAGGAUCAGACAAGAUGUCAUCAUCUUCAUCUUCUUCAGUUUUUGAUUCAGAGAGGAAACCCAAGAGGGGUAUCUUGAAAAGAAAAGGAAAGUUUUCAGGAAAUGACAGUGGUUGUGUUACACCAGAGGAAAUGGCAGUGAGAGCAGAAGAAAAUGCGCUACCCAAAUCUGGACAUCUGCCACAUAGACUUCCCUCUUUCAGGGGUGAAGCUCACGGUAUUUUUGCAUCGAAGCAUCAGUCUAGCCAGCUUCUGGAACAUGCUUCUGAAAGUUUACACCUUGAAAGCUGUAGCAGCCCCAUUGUGCUCUCAUCAGCUUCUUCUUCCUCUACUCGGGUACUCACACAACAGACGUACCAUCUUCAGCUUUCCCACCCAAGAAAACCCCAAGAGAACAUACCGUACACACCUGCCACUUAUUGCCAUCCUGAUUAUGUUGAAGACUUCACUGCUGACAGAACCACAGUUUUCACUAAUGGAAAUGUUUCACCACAGCAAGAAGCCAGCACCCAGACAGCAACAGAAGAUUCCACAAAUGCCAGUACUUUCAGUAAAGAACCAGUCAAAGUCAUCUACCGACCAAAGAGCAUCCUGAAAAAAGCUGCAGGUGAUGAUGGCAGGAACAGGUUAAGUAUCAGCAGUAUUGGGUCCAACUCUUCAGCAGAUAUCUUGGAUCUGUCUUAUGACAGUGGGGACAGCGAUCACUUUGUCAAUUGUGGAGCAGAACACUCUUCAAACACCGAAGUCAAUGGUGCUACAGACAAUGAUCACCUUAUAGAUCAGCUUCGAACAGCUGACCAGAGGAGUUACAGUUUAGAUGAAGGGCUGCUGGCCCUUCAGAUCACCGACCAGUCUGCAGCGCUGGCAUACGCAGGUCGUAACCGGUCAUUUAGUGAUAACAAUGGAGAACUUUUAGUCAGCAGCUCAUCUUUGAUGUGCAGACUGACAAUGGAUGCUCAGAGUUUACUGUGA
Molecule: messenger RNA, 1497 nt
Organism: Candidula unifasciata
Lineage: Eukaryota; Metazoa; Mollusca; Gastropoda; Stylommatophora; Geomitridae
Source: the annotation of a GenBank genome assembly